This is a messenger RNA of Lingula anatina, 2217 nucleotides long. RefSeq names its product actin, adductor muscle-like. The record is from RefSeq and is a predicted model, not a curated record. NCBI's taxonomy places the organism in Eukaryota, Metazoa, Brachiopoda, Lingulata, Lingulida, Lingulidae.
GCCAGCGAGAGUAAAAAGCCGGGUGCCAGAGGAGCAGUACAUAAGGGGCGUCCAGUCAGGUAGACGUGAGCACACAUCCCGUGAAAAGCACAGCUUCAUUUUAUUUCUUGAUCUUCAUCAUCAAACACAACAGUCAACAUGUGCGACGAAGAAGUUACCGCUUUGGUUGUUGAUAAUGGCUCCGGCAUGUGCAAGGCCGGUUUCGCCGGAGACGAUGCCCCCAGGGCUGUGUUCCCCUCAAUCGUCGGACGCCCAAGACAUCAGGGUGUCAUGGUGGGUAUGGGUCAGAAGGACAGCUACGUCGGCGAUGAGGCCCAGAGCAAGAGAGGUAUCCUCACCCUGAAGUACCCCAUUGAACACGGUAUCGUCACCAACUGGGACGAUAUGGAGAAGAUCUGGCAUCACACCUUCUACAACGAGUUGCGUGUGGCUCCAGAGGAACACCCAGUCCUGUUGACAGAGGCUCCACUGAACCCCAAGGCCAACAGGGAAAAGAUGACCCAGAUCAUGUUUGAGACCUUCAACGCUCCAGCCAUGUACGUCGCCAUCCAGGCUGUAUUGUCCCUGUACGCCUCCGGUCGUACCACGGGUAUUGUGCUCGACACUGGUGAUGGUGUCACCCACGCCGUCCCCAUUUAUGAAGGUUACGCCCUCCCCCACGCCAUCCUCCGUUUGGACUUGGCUGGCCGUGACCUCACAGAUUACCUGAUGAAGAUCCUCACUGAGCGUGGUUAUUCAUUCACAACCACAGCUGAGAGAGAAAUCGUGCGUGACAUUAAGGAGAAGCUGUGCUAUGUUGCUCUUGACUUUGAACAGGAGAUGGCCACCGCCGCCUCCUCCAGCUCCCUGGAGAAGAGCUACGAGUUGCCUGAUGGUCAGGUCAUCACCAUCGGUAACGAGCGUUUCAGGUGCCCAGAGUCCCUCUUCCAGCCAUCCUUCUUGGGUAUGGAGUCCGCUGGUAUCCAUGAGAGCACCUUCAACUCCAUCAUGAAGUGCGACGUUGACACAGCCAUGUACGUCGCCAUCCAGGCUGUAUUGUCCCUGUACGCCUCCGGUCGUACCACGGGUAUUGUGCUCGACACUGGUGAUGGUGUCACCCACGCCGUCCCCAUUUAUGAAGGUUACGCCCUCCCCCACGCCAUCCUCCGUUUGGACUUGGCUGGCCGUGACCUCACAGAUUACCUGAUGAAGAUCCUCACUGAGCGUGGUUAUUCAUUCACAACCACAGCUGAGAGAGAAAUCGUGCGUGACAUUAAGGAGAAGCUGUGCUAUGUUGCUCUUGACUUUGAACAGGAGAUGGCCACCGCCGCCUCCUCCAGCUCCCUGGAGAAGAGCUACGAGUUGCCUGAUGGUCAGGUCAUCACCAUCGGUAACGAGCGUUUCAGGUGCCCAGAGUCCCUCUUCCAGCCAUCCUUCUUGGGUAUGGAGUCCGCUGGUAUCCAUGAGAGCACCUUCAACUCCAUCAUGAAGUGCGACGUUGACAUCAGGAAGGAUCUGUACGCCAACACUGUCCUGUCCGGAGGCACCAGCAUGUUCCCAGGUAUUGCUGACCGUAUGCAGAAGGAGAUCACCGCUCUCGCCCCAAGCAGCAUGAAGAUCAAGAUCAUCGCUCCACCAGAGAGGAAAUACUCCGUAUGGAUCGGUGGCUCCAUCUUGGCCUCUCUGUCCACCUUCCAACAGAUGUGGAUCAGCAAACAGGAAUACGACGAGUCCGGCCCAAGCAUUGUCCAUCGCAAGUGCUUCUAAACUAACUCUGUCUCUAGCUUUUUUAAUCAAAAUUAUCUUUCUUCUUUCUCUGAACUACAGCCCUUUGUGAUAAUUGGUAUGUGCUUCAGUGACUCUCGACGUCGCAUCUUUCUCUUCAACAUGUGUCUACCUUUUAACGGUAGACUGUGACUUUCUCGGGACAAAUGUUAGGUUAGAAUCCGCUGGACUGGUGUGUCAAAUGUGGACGUAGUAUCUAUUGUAGAUUUCCUUGUCAAAGUGGACUAGAUCUGGAUAAAAGGGCAGGUUUUUUUAUUUUCAAAAAGGAAAUCGGCGUAACAAAAAGUAAGUUAAAGAAAUGCGUGCGGUAACCUUAAGGUCAAGAAACACAAUAACCAAAAAACUUUGAGACCACUGCCGUAUCUGUGAAGAAAAAACAAGGAUCACAAAACUUUUGUACGAUGUUGUAAGUGCAAUCUCAAGUUUUUAAUAAAAUGUACACCUAUAACUGUU